AUGGCGUCUACCUCUGCAUCACCACUGGGAUCUCUCUCGCGAUUCACUCUCGAGAUCCGCCGCACUAUCUACGACUUCACACUCGACCAUUCAGAACGCGACUACCACUUCGAAGUCGAGGCCAACAAAGUCCUCCGCGUCCCAGAGGCCACCGUCUCCCUCCCCCGGCCAACCCCAGUCAUGGCGCACGUCUGCGGAGAGAUGAGGGACCACCUCCUCGAGAGCCACACCGAGGCCUCUUUCACAUGCGUCGUAUACAACAGGACCUGCACAGAGGGCGGCUGCUGGGAGGAGAAGGCCGACCCGCGAAACCCGCAGGUUGCCGCCAAGACCGGCUGGUUCAACCGCAAGUCUGACAGGGUGACAUUCUCGCGGCACGAGCUCCCCGCGCCCCCGCGCCCGGAGUGCAGCGCCUCCCCGCUGUCGGACGACGAAGAAGAGGAGGAGGAUCAAUGCUACUCAGGGACAUAUGAGAAGCAGGGGCGUCAGCUGCUGCUGAGCGUCGAGCCAUACCAUGUGACGGACUUCGUCAAGCUUGUCGAGGCCGAGCGAUCCACGUUGGUCCAGAAGAACCGGGACGAGGAGACUCGCGUAUACCCGAGGGACUUCUACGACAUCAUCCACCAAGGGCCAGCGGUGCUGGUUCGCCGGAGCUGGUGUGCAUAG
This is a messenger RNA of Diaporthe citri, 666 nucleotides long. RefSeq lists its product as uncharacterized. The transcript has a single exon. The record is from RefSeq and is a predicted model, not a curated record. NCBI's taxonomy places the organism in Eukaryota, Fungi, Ascomycota, Sordariomycetes, Diaporthales, Diaporthaceae. Bases 1 to 666 code for a protein of 221 amino acids.